Messenger RNA from Uncinocarpus reesii 1704, 2394 nucleotides. RefSeq lists its product as uncharacterized. NCBI's taxonomy places the organism in Eukaryota, Fungi, Ascomycota, Eurotiomycetes, Onygenales, Onygenaceae. Bases 1 to 2394 code for a protein of 797 amino acids. Gene Ontology annotation, molecular function: peptide-N4-(N-acetyl-beta-glucosaminyl)asparagine amidase activity; carbohydrate binding. Gene Ontology annotation, cellular component: cytosol; nucleus. The record is from RefSeq and is a predicted model, not a curated record. The transcript is spliced from 3 exons. Gene Ontology annotation, biological process: carbohydrate metabolic process; glycoprotein catabolic process; protein quality control for misfolded or incompletely synthesized proteins.
AUGCUCUACGCUAUGCGGUUUCUGGCACUGCUUGUGCCAAACUUGUAUGCCGCGACCGCGCGAUCCCUGGACUUUGACCCCAUAGGAUACGUCGACCAACUCAUAGGAUCCGUCAAUGGCGGGCAUGUCUUCGCGGGGGCAACGCGUCCAUACGGCAUGGCUAAAGCUGUGGCCGAUGUGGAUGGCCAGAAAACAUCUGGCUUCUCGACUGACGGCAGUAAAGUGACCGGCUUCUCCCACAUGCAUGAUUCUGGAACUGGAGGGAAUCCGUCGCUGGGUAAUUUUCCUCUUUUCCCGCAACAAUGCGCCAGCGAUGACAUUAAUACCUGCAAAUUUUCGAAAGCCGCGAGGGCUGUGCAUUACAAUGCUGGCUCCAUCAAGACGACUCCUGGCUAUUUUGCGUUAACAUUGGCCAAUGGCAUCGAUGCAGAGAUGACUGUUACAGAUCAUGCUGCGCUAUACCGUUUUGCCUUCCCGCAUUCGACUGAUCGUGAUGAUGAAAAUAAUCCCGUCAUACUCUUAGACUUGACCGAUUUGAACGACAGCAGACAAAAUGCGUCAGUCCUUGUUGAGAGCAGUGGGAAGAUCACGGCAAACGGGACCUUCCUCCCCAGCUUUGGCAGCGGAUCCUUUGUUUCUCACGUCUGUGUCGACUUUGCUGGCGCUGAUAUUCGUGAUACUGGUAUCUUCGUUGACGACCGGGCCGGAACAGUUCCCAAGUCGAUUUUCGUCACGCGUGGUAUCAAUUUAUACUAUAUUAGAGCUGGUGCAUUCGUGAGAUUUAUGCCCGCCAACAGGACCACUAUAUCCGCUCGAGUGGGUGUUAGCUUGAUCAGCGCGGAUCGAGCAUGCCAGAAUGCCGAGAAAGAAAUACCCAACAUUCUAGGAAAUUUCGACGACCUCAAGAAAAGUGCAGAGAAUGCAUGGAGGACAAAAUUAGAAUCCGUAAGCGUGACACCCGGCGGAGCCAGUGAAAACUUGCAGCGCGUCUUCUGGAGUGCUAUCUAUCGAACGAUGAUAUCCCCGCAGGACUACACUGGUGAGAACCCACUAUGGGAAAGCGAUGAGCCGUAUUUUGAUUCAUUCUAUUGCAUAUGGGACUCCUUUCGUUCACAACUACCGCUCCUGGCCAUCCUUGACCCUGCUGCAUUGGCGAAAAUGAUACGCAGUUUGCUCGACACAUACAAGUACGAAGGCUGGCUCCCGGACUGCCGGAUGAGUCUAUGCAAAGGGUUCACUCAAGGCGGGUCAAGUGCAGACAUUGUCCUUGCGGAUGCCUAUUUGAAGAAUGUGACCCAAAACAUUGAUUGGAAUUUGGCUUACCAGGCAGUUGUCAAGGAUGCCGAACAGGAGCCUCUAGACUGGUCUAAUGAAGGACGAGGCGGGCUCAUGAGCUGGAAGUCCCUGGGCUAUAUACCUGCAAUGGAUUUCGACUAUCUCGGUUUCGGAACGAAUUCAAGAAGCAUCUCCCGCACCCUGGAAUAUGCUUAUAACGAUUACUGCAUCGCAACGUUGGCCAAAGCGCUUGGGAAGAGUGAGUCAGAUUACAGCAAGUAUAUGCAAAGCUCUGGAAAUUGGAGGAAUCUUUUCAAGGAGGAUCAGACCUCGUUUAUCAACGGUCGAGACACCGGUUUCGUUGGCUUCCUACAGCCAAGAUUUCUGAAUCGGACCUGGGGAUAUCAAGAUCCUAUUCUUUGCAGUUCCCUUGACAAAUUCUGCUCGUUGACCUCGAAUCCCCAGGAGACAUUUGAAGCUAGCAUUUGGGACUACCAGUUCUUCGUUCCGCAUGACAUAUCCGCCCUUAUCGAGCUAUUUGGUGGUCCUAUGAACUUCAUAAAGCGCCUGGACUAUCUCCACGAUGCUCGAAUCCUAGACAUCGGCAAUGAACCAUCCUUCCUAUCCACCCUCCUCUACCACUACGCCGGACGGCCAGGCCUGUCCGCCAAACGGAUCCAUUCUUACAUCCCCUCCCGCUUCAAUGCCUCCCGAAACGGCCUCCCGGGCAACGACGACUCAGGCGCCAUGGGAAGUUUCACGGUCUUCACGAUGAUGGGCCUCUUCCCCAACCCCGGGCAGAACGUGUACUUGAUCACACCUCCCUUCUUCGAAUCCGUAUCGAUCACCCAUCCGCUCACGAACAAGACCUGCACGGUGCGGAAUGUUGACUUCGAUCCGGGUUAUGAGCGCAUUUAUAUCCAGAACGCAACGUUGAACGGGAAGCCGUAUGGGAAGAAUUGGAUCGGCCAUGAGUUCUUUCUGGAGGGUAUGACGUUGGAACUCACGCUUGGAGCGACGGAGAGUGAGUGGGGAACGAAGCUGGGAGACGUUCCCCCCAGCGCUAAUGUGGGAAGGGCUCCGUUGAUGGGAUAUUCGGGCGGCGAGUGGGUGAUGUGA